Messenger RNA from Prorocentrum cordatum, 2448 nucleotides. The record is from the annotation of a GenBank genome assembly. Lineage: Eukaryota; Dinophyceae; Prorocentrales; Prorocentraceae.
GUAUUCAUCAUCGUGUGGGCCGUCGUCAUGGGCAGCGCCUGGAUCUACCUCGGCGGGGGCGCGGAGGACCUCUUCAUCAUGGGCACGAGGCCGUGGGACUCUCCCAGAGAGCAGUGCCUCGUCAUCGCGUGGGGCUACGAGACCCAGCACAAGCUCAUGUGGACAAAGGUUGCAUUCCUGGCUUUCGGCUACGUCUUCACGUUCUUGGGAUCCAUACUGUUCAGCAUCCGCCAGCUGCGCAUAUACCAGAGGAUGGACCUGAACAACACGACCCACAAGGACUUCUGUGCCGUUGCAUCUGGCCUGAGCGGAAUCAGUGGCGAGGAGCGUAUCGAAGAGGAGCUGAAGGAGUUUUUCGAGAAGCAGACCGGGAGGACGGUCAUCGGGGUGUCUAUCAGUUGGGUCUUCGAGCACUGUGAGGACGAGAUCAUGGGCAUACUUGAUGAAGACCUGGUACUGUUGCAGGUACUUGCUGAGAAAAGUAAGACAACAAAAACCGUGUCGCAGGAUGCUGUCAGAGAAGAUUUGGAGGCUGUGGGAAUGGAUGAGGAUUACAAGGAUCGGCGAGUGUCGCAAGCAUCCGAUGGUACGGUCGAAGAUGAUCCCCUCGAAACUUCUCGAAGCGAGAAGGCACAACCGUUUUCGAAGGAACUCACGGAACUCCACAAUGAGUCGACGAAGACCAAAUUGAUGAGGAGUAUCGAGUCUGUGUUCCUGUCUACACACGUGCAGAAGGCUUUGACCAGGGGCCGGGCCAGGGGCUUCGAGAUGAGGCACAGGUGUCGCGAGGCGGACGGACACGAUGCAGCGAGCAAGGAUAAGCACGGAGAGGAGCACAACAAUCAGGUGAAGCAGAUGCUCUUCGGCCUCAAAUCCUCGGGGAAGGUGUUCGUCGUGUUCGACACGGAGAGAGAUCGCAACGCAGCGAUCGCGGAGUCGAGCAGUCAGGACAUGACGUUCAGGGAUAAGCCUGUGAGGCUGGACGCCGUGGAGGUUGAGCCGGAAGGAGCCCUGUGGCAGAAUUUCGCCGACGAGAACGUGCCCUUCGGCCACAAGGCGAAGGUCGCGGCUGGCGUGGUCUCCAUCUCCUUCGCGCUCUGCAUCUGGGCCGGGGUCUUCUACCUGCCCUUUGUCUGGGUCUCCGCAUCGGCCAGCUACUCCUACGGCCAGUCUCCGGACGGCGUCUCUCAGUUCGUUUUUGGCAUGAUCGUCGUGCUGGGAAACGUCAUGAUGUACAGCACCUGCAGUGAGGUCUCGGACAGGAUGCGUUUUACAUAUCGGAAGGACCGCGAGGUGUGUUACAUGAUAUUCUAUACGAUCUCGUGCAUGUUUAAUGUGCUGCUCGAUCUGGUUAUCACUUGCUUCAUGGCUUACUGGCAGCUGUCUGGCUUGGGCGCGCGCAUGUAUGGCGGUCAGCCCAUCACGGAGGCCCCGACAGUCAUAUCGUUGCUGAUGACAUAUGGCAUGCAGCGCGAGUUGGGGGAAAAUACACAGGCGUACGCUUGGCCAAGCACUUUCCUGAUCCCGUUUUUGCUCGAGCCGUUUGCGGCAGUCUUUCUGCCGUACAUGAUCAUGGUGUUGCUGGUGCGGAGCCACUCUGACAUUCGCACGGCCGCCUCAGAAGCAUACCUUGCGAGCAUCCCGUUUGACCUCUCGCGCUAUGCCGACAUCCACCUCAACGUCAUCCUGGCCGUGCUGAUCCUCUUCUUCCCAGGCGGCCACAACCUGAUCAUAUUCUUCGGUCUCGCCAUCGGCCACCUGUGGAUCUACGCCUACGACCACGUGCGGGUCCUGCGCUUCUGCCCGAGCUUCACCUACGCGUCCGCGGACGUGGACUGGUGGGCGCAGUGGAUGCUUGCGUUCCCCUGUGCCCUCCUGCUCUCCGCCCUCAUGUGGAAGUCCAACCAGGACAUGGAAUUUGAGAUGACAAAGGCGGUGUUCGGGAAGAUGGGCGACCCGCAGGAGUCGAGCAUCGGCAUCCUCGUGAUGCUGGUCGCGGCCUUCUGUGGGCACCGGAUGGUUGCACACGUGGGUGCUGGAGACAGUUGUGCCCAUGUUCGGGAUCAAGCAGGAAAGCGAGGGCCCCGAGGAUACGUACAGGGACUGUGCGCAGCGGCUGCCAUGCUCUUGGUUCACAUCGAAUCCCAUCCACUGCCUCAGGUCGGACUACGUCUACGAGCACGCACCGCCGAUCACGUAUUGCCAGCAGGGCAAGGAGCACCUCAUGGUCAAGAACGAGAAAGUCGGAGGGGACAAUAUUUUGAAGACAAGAUCGCACAGCCAGAGGAUGUUGAAGGCUGGACGCCAUCGAACGUGUUCGAGUCCAUGGGGUUAACGAGGCGAUUCAGCAUCACGGGGCUUUCGAAGGACGUCGUGAAGGAGACCGGCUCUCCACCAGACUCGCCGACGUCCUCGCAGCGGAUGGGCCGCCGCGCCACCGUCGCCUGA